This is a messenger RNA of Triticum turgidum subsp. durum (durum wheat), 1209 nucleotides long. NCBI's taxonomy places the organism in Eukaryota, Viridiplantae, Streptophyta, Magnoliopsida, Poales, Poaceae. The record is from the annotation of a GenBank genome assembly.
AUGGCAGCAACAUACCCUAUGCCUGAUCCACCGGUGCUGAACAACUAUGCUAUUACUCAAAGACUCGACAGCUCUGCUACCGAGACAGCCGGCAGGGACAAGUCCAUAGGCUACCUGGACAUCUUCGUCCACCAGGCGCGCGACAUCCACAAUGUUUGCAUCUACCAGAAGCAGGACGUGUAUGCAAAGCUGAGCCUCACAAGCGACCCACAGGUGUCGUGCUCGACCAAGGUGAUCAAUGGGGGCGGCCAGAACCCGGUGUUCGACGAGGGUCUACGGCUAGACGUGCGCAGCACGGAGGCGUCGCUGAGGUGCGAGGUGUGGAUGCUGAGCAGGGUGAAGAACUACCUGGAGGACCAGCUUCUCGGCUUCACCCUCGUUCCUCUGUCAGACAUCCUUCUGGCCGAUGGAAAUCUGGCCCAGGAGUUCUCCAUGUCGUCCUCCGACCUGCUCCACUCACCGGCCGGGUUUGUGCACCUGUCCUUGUCUUAUGUCGGCAGCUCCCCGGAUGUCAUCGAGAUCUCAUCGCUCAAUAAGUCGGCGUCGGCGGUCACCGACAGUGGAUAUGGCAGCUUGGAUCCUUGUGAGAUUGAAAGGAUGGAGUUCCCAGACUUGAACAUGGUGAACGAGAAUGAAAUGAUGGUCUCCAAGUAUUUCGAGAUGGACUGUGAGAGUGCAGUGAAGGCUGAGAACUGCAAGUUACCACAGCAUGAUGCAGAUGAGCCUGGUCCUGAGGUCUCCAAAAUCAAUCCCAAGGAGUAUCCUGACGAAAGCCCUGUGAGCUGUGUCUCGACCACGGGCUCCUCCCCGGAGCUCUCUGGCACGCUGCAAUCGGUCUCUGAGCCGUCCGAGACCGCCGUCGCGGCGGCAUCCUCCACCGGAAGCCAGAGGGAGAAGAGCCAGGGUGUCACUACGGAUGGCGAGGCCGAUUCUUCUGAGGCGCCAUCCAAGGAUGAGGUUGCCCAGCCUGCAGUGAUCAGCGUGAACCUCCAGCCCAGGGAAUCGGUUGUCCAGCAGGACAUAGUUGACAUGUACAUGAAGAGCAUGCAGCAGUUCACUGACUCCCUUGCGAAGAUGAAGCUCCCGCUGGAUGUCGAGAACGGUAGUCCCUCGGCUGAUAACAUCGACUCGAGUGCAACAGAGAAGCCGUUGCCAUCGCCGUCGUCGAAGGGUCCUAGGGUCUUCUAUGGAAGCAGAGCCUUCUUCUAA